CAACUCUCACGAGUAGCAUCCAUUCCAAAAUGUCUUCAUCGUAUGAUGUUCUUGUCACUGGCUCGGCUGGCCAUCUUGGAACCGCUCUGAUGCUUACCCUGCCUUCCCUAGGCUUCAAACCACUCGGCAUCGACAUCCUCCCCUCCCCAACGACGACACUUGUGGGAUCUGUUAGCGACCGAGACUUCAUCGCCUCCCUCUUCGAUUCUUACCCGAUAAACCACGUUCUCCAUGCCGCGACACUGCAUAAACCGCAUGUUUGCAGCCACAGCAAGGAGCAGUUCAUCUCGACCAACGUUGUCGGCACUUUGAUUCUCCUAGAAGAGUCCUCUAGAUCCAGGACGCAGAUAGAGAGCUUUGUCUUCUUCAGCACAACGAGCACAUUUGGUAUGGCGCUCAGUCCCAAGCCAGGACAACCAGCUGCUUGGAUCGAUGAAUCUGUUGUGCCUAUCCCAAAGAAUAUAUAUGGUGUGACGAAGAUUGCGGCCGAGGACAUGUGCGCGCUGAUGCAGAAGCAAAGUGGAAUGCCCGUCUUGGUUCUCCGAACUAGUCGCUUCUUUCCCGAGGAAGACGACGAUGAAGACCGUCGCGCCGCCAUGGGCGAUGAGAACCUGAAAGUUCUAGAGCUCGCCUACCGCAGAUGCGACAUUGAUGAUAUUGUCAGCGCAUCGGUUUGCGCAAUGAGAAGGGCCAAGGAUAUUCUAUGGGGGAAAUAUAUCAUAAGCGCCCCGCCACCUUUCAGCAAUGAUAUUCACACUCUCGAUGCUUUGAAUCGGAGUCCCGAGGAGGUGCUGAGGAAGGCAUUUCCUGAUGUGGAUGUUGUUUUCAAGGAGAAGGGGUGGAAGCACCUCGCGAGGAUCGACAGAGUGUAUGAUUCAAGCAGGGCAGUGAAGGAACUAGGAUGGAAUCCAAAUUAUACAUUCGAAAAGACCGUGGGGAGAUUGGUGCGUGGCGAACAGUGGAAGAGUGAUUUGACAACGAGGGUAGGCAUGAAAGGUUAUCAUGCUGUGAGCACCGGGGUGUAUACGAAGAGAUGAGCCUAUAGGGGUCGGAUCUGGAUAGGAUUGUGGUUUACCCGCCUGAGGAGAGCGCGAAGGGGUUGUUUUGGGAUAGGACUUGGAGGUAAACUAGUAUAUGGUCAGGCAUGGUUUGGUGCGCUGUAAUCCUCCUAAAAUUAUCCCUGGGCUACUAACCGAUAUUUGAACAAUGAUAAGAGAGCUCUCUGAGGAAGAUAUUACUAUAGCUAGAAUCAAGCUAGUCCAAUGGUGAAUAAAGUAGAAUAUGUAUCUCCCAAGGUAGUUCUAUCUUCUAGGGCAUCAUCCUCCUCGAUGAACAAAGCU
Aspergillus versicolor CBS 583.65 is the source of this 1340-nucleotide messenger RNA. Its product is annotated as NAD-dependent epimerase/dehydratase family protein. The record is from RefSeq and is a predicted model, not a curated record. The coding region runs from base 30 to 1037 and encodes 335 amino acids. Lineage: Eukaryota; Fungi; Ascomycota; Eurotiomycetes; Eurotiales; Aspergillaceae. The transcript has a single exon. Gene Ontology annotation, molecular function: dTDP-glucose 4,6-dehydratase activity.